Messenger RNA from Anoplopoma fimbria (sablefish), 2221 nucleotides. It is a transcript of the gene fdxr, whose product is annotated as ferredoxin reductase. NCBI's taxonomy places the organism in Eukaryota, Metazoa, Chordata, Actinopteri, Perciformes, Anoplopomatidae. Gene Ontology annotation, biological process: ubiquinone biosynthetic process. Gene Ontology annotation, cellular component: mitochondrion. The record is from RefSeq and is a predicted model, not a curated record. Bases 344 to 1801 code for a protein of 485 amino acids. The transcript has 12 exons.
GAGUGUGACACACGGUGCAGCCUUGAAAACAGUCUGCCCUGAUUAUAACACUGCAACUAUGUGAUAAAGUUCAUAUUUUUGAAAUAAAGAAACGCGGUUCGAGACACCUUACAUGUAUGGGACAGUUAGUGUUAGUGUUAGUUGUUCCAGUUAGCUAGUUGAGAACACGCAGCCCGGGAGAGAUAAACGUGUUUUCACCUUGGCUUUUGCUCUCACUCCUGCUGACUGUCCAAAGCUUAGGCAGCAAUGUGGAGCUGUUUGACAAAUACCAGGAAGUCAACACAGUGGGUUUAACUAUUUCUUGGUUUAAAGCCAGACGGCUUGACCACAGCCAGGGGAGAAAAUGAGCGGCCACAAGAUGCUGUUUUCCGGGCUGAAGCGGUGGACUUCAGGAAGAAGUAGAUGGAUAAGUGGACUUCAUGAUGGUUUCAGCCCGAAGGUGUGUAUAGUGGGAAGCGGUCCAGCAGGUUUCUACACGGCACAGCAUCUGAUCAAGGCACGCCAAGAUGUUAAGGUGGACAUUUAUGAGCGGCUGCCUGUCCCCUUCGGUCUGGUCAGAUUUGGAGUGGCCCCUGAUCAUCCUGAAGUCAAGAACGUCAUCAACACGUUCACGCAGACAGCCAGACAUUCUCGCUGUAGUUUCUACGGUAACGUAGAUGUGGGGAGAGAUGUGAGCGUCGAGGAGCUGCGGCAAGCCUACCACGCAGUCGUACUGAGUUACGGGGCGGAGGGAAGCAGGAGUAUGGGGGUGCCGGGAGAAGACUUGGCCGGGGUGCACCCUGCCAAAGACUUUGUGGGCUGGUACAACGGGCUGCCCAGCUGUAGAGAGCUGAGACCAGACCUGAGCUGUGAGACAGCCGUCAUUCUGGGACAAGGCAACGUGGCCUUGGAUGUAGCGAGAGUCCUGUUGUCUCCUCUUGACAUUUUAAAGGAGACUGACAUCUCCCAACCGGCCCUGGAAACCCUGGCAGAGAGCCAGGUCCGCAGGGUAUUGAUUGUUGGCAGGAGAGGACCCAUGCAGAUCGCUUGCACAAUCAAGGAGAUUAGAGAAAUGGUGAACCUGCCAAACACCAGACCUGAGAUGAUGGCAGCAGAUUUUGAGGGUGUCGCAGAGGCUCUCAAAGAUUUGCCGAGGCCCAGGAAGCGGCUGAUGGAGCUGAUGUUGAAGACGGCCCUGGAGAUCCCAGGAGAGAAGGAGCAGAGGAGGCGGAACGAGGCCUCCCACACCUGGGGCUUUCAAUUCUUCCGGAGCCCCAUUGAAAUCCUGGCCGACCCUGAACGCAGCAGGACAGCUGGCAUCCGGCUGGCGGUCAACAGGCUGGAGGGCUCAGGUGAUGGAGCUCAGGCGGUGCUCACCGGAGAAGUGGAGGAUUUGACCUGUGGCCUGGUCAUUAGCAGCAUAGGCUACAAGAGCCUUCCCAUCGAUCCAUCGUUGCCGUUUGACUCACGCAAAGCCAUCGUCCCGAACAACAUGGGCCGCGUUCAACAAGCUGCAGGUCUAUAUUGUAGCGGCUGGCUGAAAACGGGCCCCACUGGGGUGAUAGCCACCACUAUGAACAAUAGUUUUGACACUGCUCGAUCCGUGGUGGAGGACAUGGACUCAGGAACGUUGGACGUAUCUGCUGCCAGGCCCGGUUCACAAAGCGUCAGUGCUCUGCUGGAAAAGAGAGGAGUAAAACCAGUGACCUUCUCUGACUGGGAGAAGAUUGACAGUGUGGAGAUGAGGAGGGGGGAAGCCGUUGGGAAACCCAGAGAAAAGCUUCUGACUGUGGAGGAGAUGCUGCAGGUGGCUCGAAGUUAACUGAACACAAGAAACUGUUCACGGGUGAACACUGAAAUCUGAGUGACUGUUGUAGUAUAAAACAACAGUGACCAUACUGACAGGGAUCAAUGACUGACCACAAUGGGCACAGAAAAGAUAUGGCAUUAUAGAGCAAUCAACAUGGACUCAAUUUAGAUUUCACACAUUAAAAGCUAGUGGGUGAUAUAGUUUACCCCAACUGUAUCGAUCUAAGGCACUGAAAGACUGAGCUGUGUUUUAGGACUCUCUAAUGGAUACUAUUAAUAAUGAGGUAUUGUGUAUUGUAUCAUACUGUAUGUAUGUUAAAGAGUAAAAACUAUGUUGUGGCUGAAUUAUGUUUUUACACUUUCUGCACUUACACUUCAUUAAAUGAUUUUUUUUUUUAUACUAAAUAAAAUGUAUGUAAGAUAUAUCCUUUUA